CUCCGGCUGACUUGACGCGGCUCCACCAUCCGAGGCCACCUGCCAACGGACACAAACCGACGAGCAACUGCGCACUGCGGCUCCUUCUCCGCCGUUUACCGGGAGGCAAACACCGGCCUUGAGGUGUGUGUCAGCAGGAUGGAGGUGGUGUCACAGUGUGUUUGAUCAUGGCGUCCACGUUAUCCCGUCACCUGAGGCGUUUUCGUGCCAAACUGCUGCAACGUUACGAACACCGGCCUUUCGUAUCGUGUCUGUCCGGUUUGUACAGCUGCCAGUGGAGACGCCGUGAGAGGAACAACACUGAGCCUGGAGACUGUUGCUGCAACAAGUUGGAGGGUGCCAGCUUCGCUCUGCUUGCGGCUGCUUUCUGCUUAACGCUGGUGUUCCUUUACUUCUGGGUACAAGCAAAGAACGACUACAAUGACUUUGACUGGUUUAACUUUGGGAGCCUGGGCUUCUGGUUUCCCUGGUCUGUGGUGCUGCUGGUCGUGGCUGCUGGGUUCUUCACCUACGUCACUGUCCUCACGCUGCUGGCUGUGUGUUUGCUGUCAGAGGGCCAGAAGCUCUAUUUACACUGGAGUCACAAGAUCGGGAUCCUGGUCAGCCUGAUGUUCUCCAUCGCAGCUACUGCCAUCCUAUCCGACCUGUGGAGUGAAGAAUGGACGACGCUGCUGCUUUCCUUCCAGAUAACGGCACCUUUCUUACAUGUGGGCGGAGUCUUACUGAUGACAGCGCUUGCUUGGCCAGUCGCUCUGCAUUUCUUUCGCAUGAACAGCAGAGUAAAGCGAGGCCUGAUCCUGGGAGUCUACCUGACCGUCCUGUCUGCUCUCUACUUGGUGCCUCUUGGUUUCUAUUCUCCUUGCAUCAAAGAGGAGGGAACCCUCGGCCCUGCACCGGCCCUUAUCGGCCACAGAGGAGCUCCUAUGCUCGCUCCAGAAAACACACUGAUGUCUUUUGAGAAAGCGGUGGAAGCUGGAAGUGACGGCCUGGAGACGGACGUCACCAUUAGUUUUGAUGGAGUUCCCUUCCUGAUGCACGACCAAACUCUGCGACGGACCACCAACAUCCACGAGGUUUUCCCAAACCGGACCAACACUCCGGCUGCCAUGUUCACCUGGAGCGAACUGGAGAGCCUGAAUGCUGGUUCCUGGUUCUUCUCUCACAAUCCGUUCGGUACAGCGAACUCUCUGGGAGCAGAGGACCAGCGGCGGGCAGGAAACCAGUCGGUGUGCAGCCUGAAGGCCUUCCUCCAGCUAGCAGCUCAGACCAACAAACUGGUGAUCUUUGAUCUAUACCGGCCACCCAUGGGUCACCCGUACCAAGACAGCUGGAUCAACCGAACGCUGGAGGUCGUUCAGUCAACCAUUUGGUCCUCACAGGUGUUGUGGCUGCCUUCAGAUCUCCGAUAUCUGGUGCAGGAACUCGAUCCAGAGCUGCAGCAGACUUCAGGCAGUCGGCUCCCUCUAGAGGAGCUGCAGAGUCAAAACAUUGUCAAACUCAACCUGCACUACAGCUCCAUGUCUGCACGGCUCAUCAGUGAGUACGCUGCAGCCAACAUCACCACCAACCUGUAUGUGAUCAGCCAGCCGUGGCUCUACUCUCUGGCCUGGUGUGCUGGAGUCCACUCAGUCGCCACCAACAGCCCUCAGCUCCUCAGAACCAUGAGCUCCCCGCUGUUCCUCAUGAGUCCAGCUGACUAUAAGCUGAUGUGGAUUUUCGCUGAUCUUCUGUCUUUGCUGCUGAUCUGCUUCAUCUUAUUCUUUCACAGGUGGCGAGAACGAGGACUGGCUUUCUACUCGGGCAACAAAGUCACACAGGAUAACAGCACUUACAGCAAAUUCAAAACAGAGAUGAGUGACAUCUGGUCCGUCUCCAGUGCCAACUCCCAACAUGAGAAAACUGCCAACCUGGCGACGGUAACCGAACACUAACAUCUGCCUCCGCUGAGCUUCACGCUGCCGACCUGUUAGACCUCAGAGAAACACUUCAUCACGCCCGGUUUGUCUUAAAGAGGCUGAAACAUCAUCAGCAUUCUGCACAGAAGUCAAACGCUCUUCUCAGGUCAGGUGUUAACUGAUUUUACCUCAGAAAUCUAAACGUAUAACCACAGCUGGUGCCUGUUAGCUUAGCAUAAAGACUGGAAACAGCUAGCCUGUUGUUGGUUAAAGCUAACAAAAUCCACCUUCCAGAUCUUAUAUCUUUGUCAGCUUUUUUUUAAGCUUACAGCGUUUUCACACACUUUUAUAAACCUCUAAUGCUUAAACCUGCAGAGAGGAACAUUUGUCGCCCCCUUCUGGCAGUGGGAGGAAUUACACAAACACUAUCGACGUAUGCUAAUUACUAGCCGUCAGUCUGUAAUCGUUUCUUUUUUAUCUGCAGCAUUUUAAACAUUCCUACAAUUCUACAAUUUCAUUUAGCAGACGCUUUAUCCUAACAAUUCUUAGUUCCUUAGAUAUUUCCUCAGUUUUUCCACUUGUAGUUAAUUUAAAACUCAAUCUAGAAGUUUACCUGAAGCGGAUAGGUUUAACAGCUGUUUGGCUUGAAUAUAACAGAUUAUUUCUAUGUAGAAGUCCUGCACUCCUGCUAAUAUCUCAAUUAUAUAUGAGGCCAAAACUAAAGAAAUACCUGUACUAUUCAAUUUAUAUGUGUAAGUUACUUACUUUAGCCAUCUCAUGAUAAGAAGUAAUAAAUAUAGUCAUGAAACUCUC
Molecule: messenger RNA, 2708 nt
Organism: Amphiprion ocellaris (clown anemonefish)
Lineage: Eukaryota; Metazoa; Chordata; Actinopteri; Pomacentridae
Product: glycerophosphodiester phosphodiesterase domain-containing protein 5-like
Exons: 16
Coding region: 168-1931 (587 amino acids)
Biological process (GO): lipid metabolic process
Cellular component (GO): membrane
Molecular function (GO): glycerophosphodiester phosphodiesterase activity
Source: RefSeq, a predicted model, not a curated record